UUGGAUCCCUGGGCUCCAUGCACACGAGGCAUGCCCUGCCCACCGGUAACCAGCCCGAUGACCUCAUGAGGUCUAGUGCGGGAGGAGGAGGAGCCGUCGCCGGGACCGACCAACUAGUUCAUCAGUGAUUUCAUGUGGAGAUAAACGUUGGGGAAAAACUUUCUGGACUUGGAUAUCCAUGACAUUUCUACGGGAGGAACCGGCGCGUCUCCAGUAAACACACCAUGUUCAAGGCGGUGCUGAAGAAGAACCGAGACGGGGGGAAGGGCAGCAAGAAGGAACCAGCAGGGGAUGUCCACAGCCACGGUGCCCAGAGGAGAGGCCCGUCUGACGGGUUCCCUCAGCCGCAGGAGGGGGGCGCUGGCCUCCCUUACCUGCAGGAGGAUGUGUUCAGGCUGAGCCUGGCCAAGGGAGUUUCCAUGUCCCUGCCCUCCUCGCCUCUCCUGCCAAGACAGACCUACAUGAUGCCCCUGCGUGCCGCCAGCAAGAGAUCCCCAGGACCAAUCAGAAAGCCUAAGUAUGUGGAGAGUCCACGCGUUCCCUCCGAUGCCCUCGUCUCUGCGCUGAAGAAGGUGGCGGACCGCAAGGAAUCCACUCACAAUGAGCUGCAAGCGGACAAGCAGCCAAGCUCCUCCUCCUCUCCUGCUUCCCAGGAGCUGAUGACACGACUGGGCUUCCUACUGGGAGAAGGACUCCCCGGCUCGGCGCGCAUACCUAUGGACGACAAGAAUGAGAAGAAGGUAUUUCCAUUCCCAGACCCCCCCCCCCCCCCCCCUUACUCCUCCCUUCUUAUUCCACUCCCUCCCCCCUCCCCCUUUCCCCCCAGCCCUGCCACACCCUCCCCUCUCCCCACUCCCCCUUUUCCCCACCCCGAGCACGCUGCUGGAGUAGCCCCCGAUGUGACGCCCGGCUCCGCGGGACAGGGCUGA
Messenger RNA from Gadus macrocephalus (Pacific cod), 929 nucleotides. Its product is annotated as protein TANC1-like. The record is from RefSeq and is a predicted model, not a curated record. The coding region runs from base 225 to 929 and encodes 234 amino acids. The transcript has 6 exons. Lineage: Eukaryota; Metazoa; Chordata; Actinopteri; Gadiformes; Gadidae.